CAGCCUGUGGCGUAUGAGCACAUAAAUGCUGGUGAAAUAGUGGUGUCUAAGCCUUCUCGUCCCAGACUCAACUCCGCACCUGAAGCGUCAACAUCCCGCCCGCUCCUAUUCACAAAGAUGCAAACCGGAUUCAUCGCAGCCCUGGUGGUGUUGGUGGCUGUAAGCACCAUGGUGACCUCUGCACAGGAGGAGCUUAAAUACCCCGAACGCCAGGUCGUAGCAGAGCUGGCAGCCCAGAUCCUGAGGAUAGCCCGCGGCCCCUGGGGCACCGUAGCCGCCGGAACCCACAAGCGCAACUCCGAACUCAUCAACUCCCUCCUGGGACUCCCCAAAGUCAUGACCGACGCCGGACGAAGAUAGAUUCGCGAAUCUUGAAAAAAAUAAUUUGACGCCUCUGUUCCCCGUUUAGUUUAUAGGAUGAGACUUGCCUGUGCCGAGCCUCUUCUCUCUCUCCCAUCGUAAGGGCGGACCAUCAACACCGAAAUAAAUGUUGCAAAGCGAAUAAAUUAA
Molecule: messenger RNA, 510 nt
Organism: Macrobrachium nipponense
Lineage: Eukaryota; Metazoa; Arthropoda; Malacostraca; Decapoda; Palaemonidae
Product: pigment-dispersing hormone type 1-like
Exons: 4
Coding region: 118-360 (80 amino acids)
Biological process (GO): response to light stimulus
Cellular component (GO): extracellular region
Molecular function (GO): hormone activity
Source: RefSeq, a predicted model, not a curated record